AUGAUUAGAAUUGAGAAGUUAUGGACAUCAACAGAUCCUGAACUAUUAAGACAUUUGGCACUUUUGAUUAAAGAAAAAGAACAAUGGUAUGCUUAUUUGACUCCUUUAGAGGGGAAAUGUUUCUUAAGUUGUCUGGAUGAUCCAAUUCUUUGGAAAGAAUUUAUUGAUUUUAAGCCAAAUGUUGCAGAAAUGUCAUCAUCUACAGAAAUCUUGGAGAAGUUAACAGUCUUAUUUCGUGUGAGAUUUAUGCUUUAUGACAAGGCAAUUGAAUCUUUUAUAUUUUUUAAUGAUAAAGAUGUGUUUGGAGUGGAUAAAUCUUUAUUAAUACAGUGUUUAAAUAAUUAUGAGAAGAGGAAGAAUGAAAUGUAUGAUUUCGGGACAGUACGAUUAUUAGAAGAUAAUUUUUAUGAUAUGUACGAUGAAGAAUUAGAGGAUCAGUCAAGCUGUUCUAAAAAAGCAGAUAUAAAAGAAUAUAAAACAUCUAAGAUUAAUCAGCAAAUAGGAGCAUUUUUUAAUCGUGUUUAUUAUACAUUAGAUAAUGAUAAAGAUGCAAUGAUAGAACAUAAAUUAGAUACAUCUGAUCAAUUAGAUUUUGCUGAAAUAUCGUCAGAUGAAGAUAUUUCAGUUACUUCAAAUUUGGAAAUGGAAAAUAUUUCCUUGAAGUAUCUUCUUUCUGCUAUAGAAAGUAAACGAUUGGUUAUGGCUAUUUCUGAUCUUGAAUUGCGUAAUCUUUUAUCUGAAGUAUGGAAAAGUAAAUCAAAAUGGACGUCUGAAGAAAAUCUUGGUCAUGAGCUUUAUGAUGCAGCGAAGAAGGUUGUUCUUGAAUUAAAAGCUUAUACGGAACAUUCUACUGCAUUUUUAAAUAAAGUUAGCAAAAGAGAAGCACCUGAUUAUUAUGAUGUUAUUAAAAAUCCAAUGGAUUUGGGGACUGUUAUGAAAAAACUUCGAAAUUUUCAAUAUAAUAGUAAAAAGGAAUUUGUCGAUGAUCUUAUGCUUAUUUGGUCGAAUUGUCUUAUUUAUAAUGCAGAUCCUGCACAUUUCCUUAGAAAACAUGCAAUUGCUAUGCGUAAAAAGACGUUAUCUUUGAUUAAGCUUGUACCAGAUGUUGUUUUGUAUGAUAGAAAUAAGACAAAUGUUGAAAAAAAUGAUUUAAAUGAUGAUGAUUUAGAACUUUAUGAUGAUGAAACUUUGCAAAAGCUAAAGACUGGAACAUCUUCUGUAAAGAAAACAUUUUCUUCAAAACCCAUUAAAACCAAAGAUCCUGAAAUGGAUUUAUCUGAAACAUAUUUAUCUAGUAAUAUUAUGAAAACAGAUUCUUUGUUACUAAAGAAUAAUACUGAAAAAGUCAUUAAUGAUGCUAAUAUGUUUAACAGAGAAUAUGCAUCAAGUUUUAAUGGAGUUGGAAGCUUGAGUUCUAUUCAAAAAAUUGAACAUGAUAAUGACGAUGUAGUAUAUCAAGCAUGGAAAACUUUAACAAAAAAAGUUCGUGCAGAGAUAUGUACUAUUAGACAUAAACUUUUAAAAGGGGAUAAGUUAAAAGGAAACGCUGUAGCAGUAUCUAGAAGUUCAAAGUCAAUGAUAAAGUUUCAAGAAUGGGAAACAGGUUGUUCUAAGAAUAAUGAUCUAAAUAAUUACUUAAAUUAUGAAUUAUCUGGAAAUUUUGAUUCCGAAAAAAAUAAUGUUGAGGAGAAUUGGUCUGAAAGCUCUUAUUUGAUUCUUUAUAAUGUUUGUUCUGGUCUUCCUAGAAUCCCUAUAAUGAAUGAUGAAUUUUAUAAUUCUAAAUCUGAUACCUUUCAAGAUUAUUUAUUUAUUGAAUCUAAUCCUCGGUUUUUGCCUCCUCCAGAAGGCAUUUGUCGCAAAAUAUAUAAAAAUAUUGAAGAUUUAAGAAGUAUUAGGAAAUUAUGUAAUAAAGUAUAUGCACUUAAAAUGAUGCAACAAGCGAGUUCACUAUACUAUACAUGUUUUAGAACACCUGAAGAACAAAGACCUUUGAACUUAGAAAUUCAAAAUAAAAGUUUUAAUCUAUUUAAUUGUAUAGAAGUAAUGUCAGAAGAAUUGGGAUUUUGUUUAUUAGGGAAAUUUGUUUCUACGUUAUUAUAUCAUGUGGGAUUUGAAGAGUAUCAAAGUAGAGCUUUAGAUGUUCUGGUGGAUAUUGCAAGUUCAUUUUUACUAAAGUUAGGGAAAACAUUAAAAUUAUAUUUGGAAAAUAUGUCAGAUAAAUCAAUAGAAGAAAAUCUUUUGCAUGCUCUAUAUGAAAAUGGGAUUUCAGAUAUUUCUUUAUUUGAAUCUUAUAUUAAGGAUGGGAUAGAUAGAUAUAGUACUAAGCUUAAUGAUAUUCAGAGACGAUUACAGGCGUAUCUUAAUGAAACAAUUAAGCCUUCAUUAUCUUAUUUUGAUGAAGAAAACUUGGAAAACAAUGACUCUUUUAUUCAUGGUGAUUUUGCCGAAAAGAUAGGUGAAGACUUUUUUGGAUUUAAAGAACUCGGUCUGGAUAAAGAAUUUGGUCUUUCUUCAUUAUUGGUCCCUCUUCAUUUGUUGCAUGGAAAAGUACAAUUAGGGCCAGGCGUUUCGGACCCUGUAAAUAUAACGAAACAAGAAACCAAACAUAUUCCUCCUUCAAAAUUUGAGCCAGUAACAUUAGAUGUAAUUGAACGUCAAAUUGGCUUAGUACAACCAUUUUUAAAAUCGAAAUUAUUGGAAUCAGGUGGAAACAAAUUGAUUGAAGAUGAAGACCUGUUUAUAAAACAGAAACUUCGUCUUCCUCCUAAUGGGAAAAUAAUUACUCCUUUGAAAAAAAUAGGAACGGUUGCAUUAAAUUUAUCAAAAAAAAAGAAAAAGCUAUUAGAUGCAAAAAAUAAUGAUUCUGAUGCAAAAAAACCAAAAAACGAAGAAACAAUAUUUCCUUCUGAAUAA
Molecule: messenger RNA, 2913 nt
Organism: Pneumocystis murina B123
Lineage: Eukaryota; Fungi; Ascomycota; Pneumocystomycetes; Pneumocystales; Pneumocystaceae
Exons: 19
Coding region: 1-2913 (970 amino acids)
Biological process (GO): regulation of transcription by RNA polymerase II
Cellular component (GO): SAGA complex; SLIK (SAGA-like) complex
Molecular function (GO): protein heterodimerization activity; structural molecule activity
Source: RefSeq, a predicted model, not a curated record